This is a messenger RNA of Fusarium graminearum PH-1, 552 nucleotides long. RefSeq lists its product as uncharacterized. Bases 1 to 552 code for a protein of 183 amino acids. NCBI's taxonomy places the organism in Eukaryota, Fungi, Ascomycota, Sordariomycetes, Hypocreales, Nectriaceae. The record is from RefSeq and is a predicted model, not a curated record. The transcript is spliced from 4 exons.
AUGUAUUCUUCCUUAUCUGUUACUCAGGAGAAUCUCGCUUUGAGAAGGGCAUCAUCGUAUACAGAUGAUGUUUUUAUCCGCGAGAUUCUCCGACAAACCAACGUUACGGCUACAGAGCUAGGCCUUGAAGUUACGAACAAUGAUGAGAUAGUCGCCGCAAGGGAGAAGGGUCGAGAACCGAUUCUUGAAAGAUACUUUAAGUUUCAGAGCAUCAGAGGUGGUCUCGACUACACCAUAGCUAGCCUCGGGCAUGAAAUCGGAGUCAAGACGCGGUACAGCAAGACAGAACUGAAGAAGUAUGAUAUCAAGAUCCGGAAGGGAAGAGAUUUUGCUAUGAAAAAACGCAUCCGUCGUGGGGUUUCCCAGCAUAAUUUAUUUGACUUGAUGCACGAUGCAAUUCGACUCGGAAUAGUCACACAUGCUGAGCUUGUCGGGCAUAUUGUGGGUAAGGCUAUCGGCGGCACGACAGUGGAGGAUAUGGGUUCCAAGUAUUUUGAGGCCAUCACAGGCGCCAGAAGCUCGCAGAAUGUGGCGUUGGCGGGGGACAGGUAG